Molecule: messenger RNA, 5574 nt
Organism: Dentiscutata erythropus
Lineage: Eukaryota; Fungi; Glomeromycota; Glomeromycetes; Diversisporales; Gigasporaceae
Source: the annotation of a GenBank genome assembly
AUGCCAACUUCCCCGGAAGACAACGCUUGCGACUCACCGUACUCUUCGGUAUCGGAUGACUUUACGAUGAACAAUUUAUAUUUUUCUUCUACUAACGACGUAUCUCAAGAUAACCCACCAACUUUAUUGGAUCCAAAACUAGAGGUCGUUGACUCGAACACACCUUUGUUUUUUAUAACUCUAACUCCACAGCAAACACCUACUCGAGAGUUGCAACCCCCGGCUACUCAAAACGAUCCGCAAGUUUCUCAUUUUCACCAAACAGUCUUUAAUUCUACGUCUUUGGGUGAUAUGCAUCAACAAUCUAUAAAUAAUUUUAUGUCACCCUCGUUUUCCCAAGGAAUACCGAAUUUUGCUCCAAAUGGAAUAAAUUAUCUGGAAUAUAUUAAUGGAACGGAUAACAGCAUAGAACAAAAUAUUUCAUCAACGCAAGCAGAUCGACAAUGCCAGGUGCAGGAUAUCAGUGAUAAAGGGCUUCAAAUACGUGUUCUCGGAGUUCCACAGACUGGUGCAAAGUCUCGCGUAGAAACACAAAUAAAAUUGUGUCUACAACUUGUAACUGACAAAGGAGAAAAGGUGCCAUUAUGGUCCCAUUUAAGAUUGCCCGAAUACAUGGUUGCCAAAGAAAAACUUAAGACAAAAAAUGCAAGGAAUCCGCAGGACAGUGCUAUGAAUAUUUCAGAAAAGGGUGUUCUAAAUUUAGAAGCUACAGUUGUGUGUGCAAGUGAAAUGCCUAAAAAAGUUCUUACAUGCCUUGGUUGUGUUCAACGUGAGAGAAAAAGAUCACAACGUAAAAAAGAAAAUAAGCAUUCCAAGACUAAUCCGAAUGCUACUUCCAACGAUGAUUCAAAUAAACCCAUGGAUUUGGAUGAUGAGAAAACAAUGCAGUUGGAGCAACGCAAAAUUCUUUUAUUUAAUUGUAGUGAAAUUGUAGAUUUUAGUAGUGGUGAUACCAUUUUACCGACAAGGAUCACUUGUUAUUGUCGUCAUCAUAAUGAGAAAGUAGGAUUUUGGUAUGCACAACAGAUAUCGACAGGAAUGUCACCUCCUAUUAUGAUAACAGAUGAUCACAAGUCAUCAAAAACUAAAGUAGGCGUUGGAAGAAAACGUCCAAAAGCUGAAUAUGAUCGUCGCGCGAACUCUGUGUCUAGUAAUUCUUCUACAAAGAAUAAAAUUAAUAACGAGUUAUCUUCAUUAUCGCCUACUCCGACUGGUGAAUCGCACGCUUCCUCAUCUGUAUUAUCACCGAACUCUAAGUCAUCUGAAGUACCAUCGUCUCCUUCAUCCCUUGUCCAAAACUCUGACUCUAUUUCGCCGAUAAAGCAAGAAAAAACUAGUCCAAACAGACAACAAUUACAAAUUCAGCCAUCAUUGACAUUCCAAUCUCAAUCGUCACCUACUUCACCUUUAUCACCAGUGUCACCUGUUACUCCUAUCGCAACUAGUGUACCAAGCACGCCUAAUGUACUUAAUGCACCUCGUGCUUCAUUUCAAAACACUGACCAAGCUGCAGCUAUUACUUCCAAUCCUCAAGCUGCAUAUCCUAUUUUAACUAGCAAUAGUUCAUCUAACGUUGUUUUAUCUAUGGCUCCUGCACAGAUCAGCAGUGUUAAUGUAAAUUCAUUAUAUCAGCAACAACGAUUGCAUCCAAGCAUUGGUGGUAUCAAUCAUUUUAAUGUUGUAAACUCUCAUCAAGGUGGGGGAGGUCCCAUGCGAAUACACAAUUCACACAGCCAUAAUACAAUGCUGAGGAGGCCUUUUUAUAAUGCUGGUGGAAAUACUGCAGCAAUAUAUCCAAAUAGUACGUUUAAUGGGUUCUCGUUACCAAGGAUAAGCAGGUUGAUUCCUUCCGAGGGUCCUACGUACGGUGGUGUUGAAGUGACUGUUUUAGGAAGCGAUUUCUAUGAUGGGCUUACGUGCAUAUUUGGUGAAACUCCUGCAAUUCCAACCCAGUAUUGGUCACCAAAUACACUGGUUUGUCUCUUACCUCCUUCACCUACUCCAGGACCUGUUGUUGUGAGCUUUAAAGAAUUUCCUAUUAAUCUAACGGAUAAUUCUGAACAAGAAGUUGUUUUUUUCAAUUAUAAUGAUGAUUCAGAUCGGGCGUUGAUGGAAUUGGCACUUCAGGUUGUAGGAAUGAAAAUGACCGGAAAAUUAGAAGACGCGAGAAAUAUUGCCAUGCGUAUUGUUGGAGGUACUGAUAACAAUCAAAGUUCAGGCAACAAUUCUAAUGGAGAUAUGAAUGGAAUGCAACAUCAUCUUUCCUCAUUUGCACGUCAGGUUUCGAGGACAGAUAAUUUUGAGGAACAUGUAGUAGCAACACUCGCCUUGAUGGAUGCAUUUGAAACAGAAUAUGACAGUAUAUCUCUUCAAAAUCGCCAACAGCACACCAUGUUGCAUAUGGCUGCUAUGUUAGGCUAUAAACGUCUAUGUACAUAUCUUAUAGAAAAAGACAUUGAUGUAGAUUUACAAGAUAAAAAUGGAUUUACUGCGUUACAUUAUUCUGCAUGGACUGGAAGAGAGGAUAUUGUGAGAUUACUUUUAACGGCUGGAUCCGAUGAUAUACGUAAUUCUGAUGAGAAGUCUGCUAGUGAUUUGGCUGCGUCCCGAAAUUUCCAUAAUAUUGCUUCCAUUAUUGCUAGUUAUCGUGUUGAUUCAGGAGUGUCUUUAUCGCCAACUUCAUCCGAAGAAUUUUCAUCGGAAAAUUCAGACUAUGAUAGCUGGUAUAGUAGUGAGGAUGAUGAACUUAACUUAGACAAUGAUGCGAGAACCCAAAAUCUAGUUGAUGGCAUGAGUAACAUAAACAUUGAUAAAAUAUCACGUCAACGUAUGAACGAAAACACUACGCCUAGCAUAUCUUGGGUUGAUGCGGAAACUGCGAGCGGUUUAUUAAAUAAUAAAUUGAAAAAAGAAGAUGGGAUUAUAGAUGCAGAAGUGGUUGAUGAAGAAAAGAAAAUUGCUAAACAGCCUUUGUCUGAAAUUGCCACCGAUUUAGCUACAGCAUCAACUAUUUGGCUUCAAAGGACAUUUGCACAUAUGCAUAUGCCAAAUAUAGGCAAACCACCUCAGAUCAAUAUUCAUUUGCCUAACAUCAAGAUGCCAAACCUUCAAAUGCCUAAUCUGCAAAUGCCGAAUCUUCAAAAUUUUUCAUCCCCGAAAUUUUCUACAAUGACUUUCGGAACCAAUUUAUCCAUUCCACGACCCUCGAUACCAUCUAUGCCUUCAUUAUCAAACAUUGAAUUUCCUACUUUACCGACGGUGACCUUUCCUACGAUGAUAAUGCCUACGGGACUCACAAACCUUGUAAAGGAUGAAAAGAAUAUGUCUUCUGAAGCUGAAAUGUGCAGUAUGAAACUGGAAGGUAUACCUCAAAGCACUUGGGACCAUUACAAAAGGACAUUAUUUGGACAAGGGGAACCACAACAGCAGCCAGAGCAGCCACCUAAAGAUAUUCCACGUGAUGCCACAGUAUCUGGUUACCCGUGGCCCUUUAAUGGUUCACAACCAAUAGUCCCUAUGUAUCCACUUAAACCAGAGGAAACACUUUCUUCCCGAUCUGCUAACAUUUCACAUGCUAGCCGUCGAGUUGGUUAUGACAUUCAAGACUUGAAUGAAUAUCAACUUUCACGCGUAGAGCAACAUACUGAAAAGUUCCGAAGGUUGAAACAGGAUAAAAUGUUAUAUCUAUUUUGGGUCCCUGUCUUUUGGGUGAAUCUUAAAAUGACGGAUUCACUGCGUACUUUGUCAACACCAAUUGACUAUGAGGAAAUUGAUGAGGAUGAGCGUUACACUGAAGAAACUCCACUUACAGUGGCCUCAAGAGGUUUAGAAGAGGAUGAUAUUCUACCUUUUAAUUCGAAUAAUAAUAAAAGCACUUCUUGGAUUACUUUCAAAACCCGACUCAGAUAUUAUGUUCCGGUCUUCAGCUGGCUACCAUCUUAUUCAUUUCAAACUUUUUGGGGUGAUUUUGUCGCCUCGUUAACUGUCACGACUAUUCUAUUACCUUCAGGAUUAUCAUAUUCUGUAUUGGCAAAAUUACCGGCUGUUCACGGUUUAUAUAGUAUAGUAAUACCUGGAAUAGUUUAUGCUUUUCUUGGAACUUCGAGGCAAUUGGUUAUUGGUCCCGAAGCUUUAGUAUCCAUGCUUGUAGGUUCUUCGAUUGUGCAGCAACAAAAAUAUUUAGAGAAAUCUGAUCCUGAAACAGCUAUUAUAAUUGCUGGAUUGAUUACAUUAUUUGUGGGUAUCUUGACGCUCAUAAUAGGAAUAUUCAGACUGGGUUUUAUCGAUUCUGUAUUAUCUCGCGCUCUUUUAAGAGGAUUCAUCUCAGCUGUGGCAAUCGUGAUCAUAAUUGAACAAGGUUUAACGAUGACUAUGUUAACAGAACAGGCAAUUAGAGAUGGUGUUGGUCAUGCCUCUUCAACAGUAGAAAAAUUCAUUUAUAUCGUUACCCAUUUUGGGGAAGCCCAUAGACUUACGACUAUAGUUUCAUUCUCUAGUUUUAUUUUUCUUCUGUUAGGUGCUGCUCUCAAAUCAAGGUAUUCAAGGCGAUAUCCUUGGGUUCAAUUUGUUCCUGAUAUUUUAAUAUGUGUGAUUAUUUAUACUAUUUUAUGUGCUAUUUUCAAAUGGGAUGAGGAUGGUGUCCUUAUACUUGGUCAUAUUCAAGGUGGUGGUUUUCCUUCUUUCCAAAUUCCUACACCACCACAUAAGAUAAAUAUACUGGAUUGUUUCCAAACUGCUGUUUUAAUUUCAAUUGUUGGGUUUGUAGAGUCGAUUGUGGUUACCAAAACUUAUGCGACAAAAUAUAAUUAUUCUGUCAGUGCAAACCGUGAAUUAGUAGCCUUAGGCGCUGCUAAUUUAAUAUGUAGCUUUUUCCAAGGUUUUCCUGCAUAUGGUGGUAUGGCGAGGAGUAGCAUAAAUGAUAGAGCUGGUGCUAAAACGCAAUUUUCUGGUUUUGCAGCAUUAACAUUAAUGCAUGAGCUUCCCGAUGACUUGCAUUUCAUGUAUAAAAUUAGAGCAUGGAAUGAUUUUGGUUUAUUAUUUUUGACUUUCUUUAUUACAAUUUUUGUUUCAAUCGAAUACGGCACAUUGAUAUCAGUUGCAUUGUCUUUGGUGCUUGUGGGUCGUAUUGGUAAUACCAACAAAUUUAAACCGAUCAAGGACUUUCCUGAUUCUGCUGAGCACGUAGAAGGUGUACUUGUUGUUCGAAUAUCAGAGCCCUUGUAUUUUGCUAACACCGGUCAAUUAAAAGAUCGGUUAAGACGAUUAGAAGCGUUUGGUGAUAUGAGCGUUCAUCCUUCGGAAGAGGCGCGAUUGUCACCAAUUGAAAAUGUAAUUUUUGAUAUAGAAAUUAUGGAAGAUUUAGACGCUAGUGCUGCACAAAUUCUCCUAGAAAUAGUAGAAGCUUAUCACAGCCGUAAUGUCAAUGUUUACUUUGUAAAACUACGUGAAAACCAAAAGGUACUUUUCGUUCGAUCAGGAUUAUGGAAUAAAGUAGGGGAAGACCAUUUCUUCGGACAAAUUUCUGACGCAUUAGAAUAUAUUAAUAGGAAAGGGUUAGGAAUUGGAAUCGAAUAA